GAUAGUCCCUUACUUGGAGACUCAACUCUUCGCUGUUUCCUGGCAGGCAAGAAAUAUUAGGAAUGUCGGACCCCAGUGCAUUAUCACCUGAGGGUACAGGUUAGGGAUCAGGGCUGAGGUGGGAAGAUGGCACCAAAAACUGCCCUCCCUUCUAUAGGUCCUGCUAGACAGCCACCAUGGCCUCUCAGUUUCUCAGGCUGGAAGAAGAGUCUGGCCCAGACCCUGGGGAGCCUGAACUGGCCGUGAACCCCUUUGAUGGGCUUCCCUUCUCUUCCCACUACUACAAGCUGCUUGAGCAGCGCCGAUCCUUGCCUAUCUGGGCUGCUCGCUUUAUCUUCUUGGAGCACUUGGAGAGUAGCCCCAGUGGAGUGGUGCUGGUGUCUGGAGUGCCUGGCUCUGGCAAGAGCACCCAGAUCCCACAGUGGUGUGCAGAGUUUGUGCUGGCCAAGGGUUUCCAGAAGGGCCGGGUAACUGUGACUCAGCCCUACCCUCUGGCAGCCCUGAGCUUGGCCCUGCGAGUUGCUGAUGAAAUGGACCUGACCCUGGGUCAUGAGGUUGGAUACAGCAUCCCCCAAGAAGACUGCACUGGGCCUGACACCCUGCUCAGGUUCUGCUGGGACAGGCUGCUUCUGCAGGAGUUGGCCUCAACCAAGGGCACUGGAGCGUGGGGUGUGCUGGUGCUGGAUGAGGCUCAGGAGCGGUCAGUGGCCUCAGAUUUGCUCCAGGGGCUCCUGCGAGAUGCCAGGCUGGGAAACCUUCCAGGGGACCCCAGAGUGGUUGUGGUUACUGACCCAGCCCUUGCACCUAAACUCCAAGCCUUCUGGGGCAAUCCUCCUAUUGUGCAUGUACCCAGAGAGACUGGCAGGUGUCCCACUCCCAUCUACAGGGACACUGUCCCUACUGAUAGAGUGGAAGCUGCCUGCCAAGCUGUGCUUGAAUUGUGUCAGAAGGAGGCUCCAGGAGAUGUGCUAGUGUACCUGCCCAGUGAGGAGGAAAUUUCCCUGUGCUGUGAGUCCUUGUCCAGAGAGGUGGGGUCCUUGGAGAACCAAGGGUCUCCACCACGGAUACUGCCCCUUCACCCAGACCUCGGACAAACUGUUCAGGCUGUGUACGAGGACACAGAAUCGAGUUCCCGAAAGGUUGUGGUCACUCACUGGCUGGCCGACUUCUCCUUCUCCCUCCCUUCCAUCCGACAUGUCAUUGACUCGGGACUGGAGCUUCGAAGUAUCCGAGCAGAAUCCCAAGUGUUGAGACCAAUCAGCAAGUGUCAGGCAGAAGCAAGACGACUGCGGGCAACAGGGAUCCCACCAGGAUCCUGUGUCUGCCUGUAUCCUAAGCCCUUCCUAGAACUAGAGGCUCCCCCGCUGCCCCAACCCAGGGUGUGUGAGGAGAAUCUGAGCCCCCUGAUAUUAAUGCUGAAGAGGAGACAGAUUGCAGAGCCAGGGGAGUGUCACUUCCUGGACCGGCCUGCUCCAGAAGCGCUGAUGCAGGCCCUGGAAGACUUAGACUAUCUGGCAGCCCUGGAUGAUGAUGGGGACCUGUCAGACCUGGGAGUUGUCCUAUCCGAGUUUCCCCUGGCCCCUGAGCUGGCCAAAGCCCUGCUGGCCUCGUGCGAGUAUGACUGUGUGGAUGAGAUGCUCACCCUGGCCGCCAUGCUCACUGCUGCCCCUGGGUUUACUCGUCCUCCACUCUGUGCAGAAGAAGCUGCCCUGCGUCGGGCACUAGAACAUGUGGAUGGUGAUCACAGCUCUUUGAUCCAGGUGUAUGAAGCCUUUGUACAGAGUGGAGCAGACAAGGCUUGGUGCCAAGCUCGGGGUCUAAACUGGGCAGCAUUGUGCCAAGCCCAUAAACUUCGGGGAGAACUCCUAGAACUCAUGCAACAGAUUGAACUUCCCUUGUCUCAACCAGCCUUUGGCUCUGAGCAGAAUCGCAGAGACCUUCAAAAAGCACUGGUGUCAGGAUACUUCCUUAAGGUGGCCCGAGACACAGACGGAACUGGAAAUUACCUGCUCCUAACCCAUAAGCAUGUGGCCCAGCUGUCCCCAUACUGCUGCUACCGAAGCCGCAGGGCUCCUGCCAGACCCCCGCCAUGGGUGCUUUACCACAAUUUCUCCAUUUCCAAAGACAACUGCCUUUCCAUUGUUUCUGAGAUUCAACCACAGAUGCUGGUGGAAUUGGCCCCUCCAUACUUCCUAAGUAACUUACCCCCUAGUGAGAGCAGAGACCUCCUGAAUCAGCUGAGGGAAGAAAUGGCAGAUUCUUCAACAAGGAGUAAAUCUUCCUCCACCCAAAAGCUUGGAGAUGCCUGUGCCCUUCAAUGACCUGCCUGCGGAGUGAAGCGGAGCUCAUCUCUUCACAUUAGAUCUUCCCUCAGGCUAGCACCUAGGCAGCCAGCCAGAUUUAGAAGCCCAAAGUUAAGGGUCAAAUGUAAAUACUGGAACCUGAGUCCUAAGAAAUGGUGGGCUGGGAGUGGAGUGAAUUGGGUAAGCCACAGUCUAAACAGGGUAGGACCCUUUCCUUAGCUUUUUUUCUAUUUAUUGGAGAGGAACUGACAUGCCCUGCAUACCCCCAACUUACGCCAAACCUAUCCAUGUGCUUCCUU
Messenger RNA from Hippopotamus amphibius kiboko, 2602 nucleotides. RefSeq names its product DEAQ-box RNA dependent ATPase 1 (gene DQX1). Gene Ontology annotation, molecular function: RNA binding. The transcript has 11 exons. Gene Ontology annotation, cellular component: intracellular anatomical structure; spliceosomal complex. The record is from RefSeq and is a predicted model, not a curated record. Lineage: Eukaryota; Metazoa; Chordata; Mammalia; Artiodactyla; Hippopotamidae. The coding region runs from base 177 to 2321 and encodes 714 amino acids.